CUCUAUCGUCUUCAACCUCCAUAGCUGACUUCUCUAUUAGAAACCCUAGGUUUUUCAUGUUCCGAAUUCAGUCCAUUUAAAGGCUCAAGAAGCUUAUUAAGAUGAUAAAAGUCAACUUAUUCUUCCAUCAUGGUGGUGAUUGGAUUCGAGAACCACAUGUAUUGUAUGAAAAGAAAUGGGUUCACUAUUGGAGAGAGUAUGAUCCUGAUCUCUUAUCUUAUAUUGACAUUGUAAAUGAGUACACUUUCCAGUUAGGAUUUGUAGGUGUCCAACAAUUAAUUGUUGCUGGACCAUCUGGAAAGUACUUUGAAUUACAAGGUGAUGAAGGUAUUAGGAAAUUAUUAUCAUUUGUCUCCGAAGAAUACCAUGUCAUUCAUUUCUUUGCUACUGAUGAAUGUGAAAUAGCUGUGCAUGUUCCAAAUAUUCUACAAAGUGAUGAAUCAUUUUUCUUAGUACCUAAUUUUGUUAAUGAAGUUGAGACAUAUGCGCAUGUUCCAAAUGUUCUACAAAAUGAUGAAUCACUUUUCUUAGUACCUAAUUUUGUUACUGAAGUUGGGACAGAUUGUAGUGACACUGAGGAUGAUAAUGGUAUGGCAUUUGAUUGUCCAGAAUAUGAUAGUGAGGAAUUAGAGAGACUUGCUACCCACAAGAGAAGGCCUAUCACUGAAAAUCUGAAUGAUUUUAGGGAGUUAGUUAAGGGUAUGACCUUCAAGGACAUACCAGAAGCAAGGAAUUUCUGCAGACUUUAUGCACUGGCAAACAAGAAAGAGUUAGUUGUUGAAAAACGUGAUACGCAUAGGGUGAGAUAUUCAUGUGAUGCUGUAGGAUGCCCAUUUAUAUGCCACAUAUCUGAUGAUGACACUACUGUUGGGGUGACUGUUAAGACUUUAAUUCCUCAUAGUGAUUGUGGUGUAGUGUAUGAUAACCCACUGAUCAACUCUAGUAUCAUAGCUCAAUAUUUCAAGGGAAAGUUACAAGAUGACCCAAAAUACAAGGUAAAAGAUAUGAGGGCUGACUUACAUAGAGUUUUUUAUUUAAAUGUAAGUGAAGGAAAAUGUAAAAGAGCCAAAAGAGAGGUCCUGGAAACUCUGGAAGGUAGUUUUACAGAUAAUUACAAAAAUAUUGGGGGCCUAUGCAAAUGAAUUGAGAGAAUCAAAUCCAGGAAGUGAUGUUGUGAUUAAUUUGUCCAAGGAGGCACUAGCUCAAGGUAAAAGGAAAUUUCUAAGAAUGUAUAUUUGUUUCAAGGCAUUGAAAAUGGGUUUUAAGGAAGGGUUAAGACCAUUUAUUGGGUUAGAUGGUACAUUCCUUAAAGGAAAAGCCAAGGGUCAAGUAUUGGUUUCUAUUGGUCAAGACCGUAUGAACCAAUUUUACCGUCUAGCAUGGGCAGUGGUUGAUAAAGAGAUCAAGAGGACUUGGAGCUGGUUCUUACAGCAGUUGCAACACUCACUUGAACUCCAUAAUGGCAAAGGAAUAACCUUCAUAUCAGACAUGCAGAAGGUGUUUUUGUAAAUCUAUUUUUUAAAUCUGUUUUUUUUUAUCUAUUUUUAAAAUCUGUUUUUUAAAUCUAUUUUUUUUAAAUCUGUUUUUUAAAUCUGUUUUUUUAUCUGUUUUUUAAAUCUGUUUUUUAAAUCUGUUUUGUAAAUCUGUUUUUUUUUUUAAAUCUGUUUUGUAAAUCUAUUUUUUUAUCUGUUUUUUAAAUCUGUUUUUUUUUAAAUCUGUUUUUUAUCUAUUUUUUAAAUCUGUGUAAAUAUUGAGCAUUGUUUGUUUCUUAUAUGUAGGGACUGCUCGAUGCAGUAAAGAAUGUACUACCUGAAGCACAUCAGAGAUUUUGUGUAAAGCACAUUGAGGCAAAUUGGUGCAAAAGGUGGAGUAAAGGUGAGUUGAAGAAGCUUCUGUGGUGGGGUGCAUGGUCCUCCUACGCUGAGGAGUUUGGAGACCAACUUGAACAGAUGAAGCAGUUGGAUGAACCUGCUGCAAAGGACUUAAUCAACAGGUAUCCUUCAGAAACAUGGUGUAGAGCUUAUCUUGAUACAGUCUGUAAGAAUCAAGGAGUGGACAACAAUUUUACAGAGUCAUUCAACUCUUGGAUACUUGAAGCAAGGUAUAAGCCCAUCAUUGGGAUGUUGGAUGACAUAAGGAUUAAGGUGAUGAAUAGGUUGAGAGAAAAUGAUGAGUUUGUGAAUAAGUGGUAUGGUUUGGUCAGUCCUAAUACAAUGAAGUUGUAUAAUGAAUAUUUGAAAAUAGCCCAAGUGUGCAAGGUCAAUGGCAAUGGAGACAGUGGAUAUGAGGUAACAGAAGGACAUGAUAGACAUGUGGUGAAUUUGAGGCAACGGCGGUGUACUUGUAGGACAUGGGACCUUACUGGAAUCCCAUGUCCACAUGCAAUCAAGGCCAUGAUUCACAAGAAAAUUGACACUAUUUCUGAGAUACAUUGGUAUCAUAGCAAGUAGGCAUUCAAGCUAGCAUACAAACACAAUUUGCAGCCGGUUAGGGGCGUACAGUUUUGGAAUGUUGACCCUUCUCAGGCCAUGGAACCACCAGCUUUGGUCAAACUUGCUGGCAGACCCAGGAUUAAGAGGGAUAGAGGGAAAGAUGAGGCCCUUAAGAGGCAAGGUGAAUGGAAGCUUUCGAGGAAAGGUAGAGUGAUGACUUGCAGCAACUGUGGAGAGCCAAAUCAUAAUGUUAGGGGCGGUGGCAAGGUAAAUUAACACAUCUAUUAACUGUUG
Molecule: messenger RNA, 2726 nt
Organism: Lycium barbarum (goji berry)
Lineage: Eukaryota; Viridiplantae; Streptophyta; Magnoliopsida; Solanales; Solanaceae
Exons: 2
Coding region: 102-1142 (346 amino acids)
Source: RefSeq, a predicted model, not a curated record